GAAAGCUUACAUAACGGGGCUGUUCGGUGGUCACAACUGUGUUAAGUAACCUUUGCUCAUUAACCCAACCAUGGCUUCCCUCUGGUAAAACCCUAAAUCUGCAAUCUGCAAAUUAUCAAAAAAUCCCGUAUCCCUUUUCUCUCCCCUCUCUCUCACUCUCACUCUCUCUCUCUCGGCUCGGCGUUUCCCCUCCGAUCUGCGACGGAGAGAAACCAUUUGAUCCUCCACGGACUGGGCUUUUGAUUGCUGAGGAGGCGAAUUUGGUCAAAGUUUUCAGCUUUUACUUUCUGAAGGUGUUUUCUCGAAUAAUUAUAUACAACGAUGAAGAACUCUGAGCGUAUAGCAAAUUUUGCUUUAGCAGGUUUAACAUUAGCACCGCUUGUUAUGAAGGUAGAUCCUAAUUUAAAUGUUGUCUUGACUGCAUGCCUCACUGUUUAUGUGGGUUGCUACCGAUCGGUGAAGCCAACUCCACCUUCAGAGACAAUGUCAAAUGAGCAUGCCAUGCGCUUCCCAUUUGUUGGAAGUGCGAUGCUUCUAUCACUGUUUUUACUAUUUAAGUUCUUAUCCAAAGACUUGGUUAACGCUGUGUUGACAUGCUACUUCUUUGUUCUUGGAAUCGUUGCUCUAUCGGCAACAUUGUUACCUGCUAUCAAACGUUUUUUACCAACGCAUUGGAAUGAUGAUGCUAUUAUAUGGCGUUUCCCAUAUUUCUGUUCUUUGGAGAUCGAGUUUACAAGAUCUCAGAUUGUUGCUGCCAUUCCUGGAACCUUUUUCUGUGCAUGGUAUGCUUCACAGAAGCACUGGCUUGCUAAUAAUAUAUUAGGCCUGGCCUUUUGCAUUCAGGGAAUUGAAAUGCUUUCUCUUGGGUCUUUCAAAACUGGUGCUAUCCUCUUGGCUGGACUCUUUGUGUAUGAUAUUUUCUGGGUAUUCUUCACUCCUGUCAUGGUUAGUGUUGCAAAAUCGUUUGAUGCUCCUAUAAAGCUUUUGUUUCCCACAGCAGAUUCUGCACGACCAUUUUCUAUGCUUGGACUUGGGGACAUUGUUAUUCCUGGUAUUUUUGUCGCCCUGGCUUUGCGAUUUGACGUCUCCCGAGGAAGAAAAAGUCAGUAUUUCAAGAGUGCAUUUUUGGGUUACAUUGUUGGUGUGGUUCUUACUAUUGUUGUGAUGAAUUGGUUUCAAGCUGCACAGCCUGCACUGUUGUAUAUUGUGCCAGCUGUUAUUGGAUUUCUGGCUGUGCACGUUAUAUGGAAUGGUGAAGUCAAACCGUUGUUGGAGUUUGAUGAGUCAAAAACAGCAUCUCAAGAAGGUGAUGAUGACAAAACUAGCAAGAAGGUGGAGUAAUUUUGGCAAGCCCAGAAACUGAAAACUGAAACUUUCCUGCUAAAAACCGAACCCGCCCCCUUCUUUUUUGGUCCUCCCUCUCUUUCAGGCUUCAUAGGCCUUAGAGCUUAUCUAGGCUAAUUUAUGCAACUCCACACUGUUGUAACAGAUUUUUCAUUGAGGAAGGAAAAUAAUAUUUCAUCUUAUAACAAGAGAGAGAUAGAGAGAGAGUUUAAUACGACCAUGCUAUAUUUUAUUUCUUUUACUGCUUAUUGUGUCACAUAUUGAAGUCGUAAAAUCCUUAAUUUAUUGAGAUAAUACUUCAAUCACUCAGAAAUUUAUGUAACACA
Messenger RNA from Morus notabilis, 1670 nucleotides. RefSeq names its product signal peptide peptidase. Gene Ontology annotation, cellular component: membrane; lumenal side of endoplasmic reticulum membrane; cytoplasmic side of endoplasmic reticulum membrane. Lineage: Eukaryota; Viridiplantae; Streptophyta; Magnoliopsida; Rosales; Moraceae. Gene Ontology annotation, biological process: membrane protein proteolysis. The transcript is spliced from 12 exons. Gene Ontology annotation, molecular function: aspartic endopeptidase activity, intramembrane cleaving. The record is from RefSeq and is a predicted model, not a curated record. Bases 322 to 1341 code for a protein of 339 amino acids.